AUGCGUUUGAACUUCAACUUCAAUCUUAAGUUCAAAUCCAUGAGUAUGCUCCAAAUGUGGGAAAUCAAGCCAAGAAAUCAAUGUUUUGAUGCCAUUCGGAUUUACGAAGGAUAUCCCACGAUGUUCACUAUUAAGCUCCAUCAUGGAGGGAGGUUCACAAAAUUCCCAGGGAUAAGCUACAUUGAAGGAAAAUUAGUCCACAUUGAGCUGGUAGACAUGGAUGAGUUCUUUGUGCAUGAGUUGGAAGAGGUGAUGCUAAAGCUUGGUUAUGACGUACCACCAGUCAUUUACUACCACUAUCAACUGCUAAAUGGAUAUUUGGAGUUUGGUCUUAGAACUCUUGGGAAUGAUAUUGAUGUACUUAGUCUUGCACAGUACUUUGAACAUCAUAAGAUCAUCAAGGUAUACACUGAGCAUAAUGAAACUAAUUUACUUACAUCCUUUAUGUCUCCAAGAGUUAAACCUAGGGCCAUAAUUGAGGAAAUACCAGAUGAUGUGCCCUUACCAAAAUCAAAUUCAACAGUAGUUGAUUUCCAUCCAGGAUUGAGGUUAGUUGAAGGAAGUCAAUCAUGUAAUAAGAAAUUAUGUUUCAACUUGGAACACACUGCAACUGGUGGUAAUCAAGAUGCACAUGUUGAAAUUGAUAAUGAAGGUGCAACCAUUGGUGAUCAAGGUAUAGAAAUUCAUAAUCAAGGUACACCAGUUGGUGAUCAAGAUACAGAAGUCCAUGAUCAAGGUGCACCUAUUGGUGAUCAAGAUACAAAAGUUCAUGAUGAAGGUGCAAAUCUUGGUGAUCAAGAAGUAAAUACAGAAGUGUUUGAUACCUUUGACGACCAACCAUUUCAAUUUGAAGACUUUGAUCCUUUCUUUAAUCAAUAUACUUUUAAUGAUCGUAAUGAUCAGAGGCUUGGUGAAGGGUGUAGUAAAGGGGGUAGUGAAGUAGGUAAUGCAGGGGGUAGUGAUGGGAGUAAUGAAGGGAGUGAAGAAGAUAAUGAAUUUGUUGAAUAUAAAGAAAAUUAUGUAAGUGAUAUUGAGGUGGACAUGAUUGGUUUCUAUAUGAAUGUUUAUCUAGAUGUCGAGUAUGUUGACAGAGGAAAGGGUGUUGAGACUGAAAAUGAAGAUGUUGAUACUGAAGAUAUUGAAGAUGUUAAAACUUCAAGGUCAAAAGAUAGUGAUUAUUGGUAUGUGAAAACUUUACUGGACAAACAUACUUGUGUUCAAACUAGAAAACUUAGGGCUUGCACUGCGAAGUAUAUAUCCGCAGAAAUCAUAGGCAUGGUCGAUUCUAACCCUACAUUACCCCUACGAAGCAUUCAAGACCAAAUUUGGAAGAGGCUUCAAAUUGGCGUGUCCAUACACAAAGUACAGAGGGCAAAAGCUACAACCAUAAAGCAAGUGAUUGGUGACUACACGAAGCAAUACGAUGUGUUAAGAUAUUAUCUAAUGGAACUACAAUCAACGAAUGUGGAUACAACUGUGAAGCUUGAGGGACUCAUACCUGCUAUUGCACAACUGUACCCACAAGCUGAGCAUCGAUUCUAUCUCAGGCAUAUUUAUGAGAACAUGAGGAAAAAAUGGAAAACAAAAGAAGCAGGAUCAGAUAUAUUGAUCAACAAUUUGUGUGAGGUUCUCAAUAGUAAACUUAUUCAUGGUAGGAAUAAGCCCAUCAUAAGUUGUAUUGAGUAUAUCAGGCAGUAUCUUAUGAAGAGGAUCUGUAGUGUGAAGAAAGUGAUGUCCAAAGCUCCAGGUCCACUCACUCCAACAACAUUGAAGUUACUUGAGAGAAAUAGCGAAGCUUCAGUCCAGUAUAGGGCUAGAUGGAAUAGGACAACAAAGUAUGAAGUUUGUGGUCCUAGGCAUAACCAGCAUGUGGUUGACAUGACAAAUAUGUCAUGUACAUGUAGAAGGUGGGAGUUGAAUGGGAUUCCAUGCAAACAUGCCAUAGCUACAAUACAUGAAAUGACUAAUAAUGGAGACAAAGUUGGGGAGCUUUACACUUAUGUCAAUAAAGUGUAUUGGCUUCAAACUUGGCAUAAAGCUUACUCUUACACUAUGGACCCUAUAAACGGUAGAACCAUGUGGCCAAAAAGUACCUGUCCAUUUCAAAUAACACCACCACCACAUCACAUUCAACAUGGGAGACCAAAGACCAGGAGAAAGAGAAGUGCAGAUGAAAAUUAUAAUAGUCAGAUGCAUAAGCAUGGUUCAAAUUAA
Molecule: messenger RNA, 2214 nt
Organism: Lactuca saligna
Lineage: Eukaryota; Viridiplantae; Streptophyta; Magnoliopsida; Asterales; Asteraceae
Source: the annotation of a GenBank genome assembly